AUGGCUGCUCGUCCGCAUAUGUUGGAUGGGAAGAAGGUGGAUCCGAAACGAGCAGUGCCCCGCGAUCAAUCAGCACACAGUGAGGCAAAUGUUUCCACCAAGCGUCUGUAUGUUUCGGGCGUACGAGAAGAGCACACCGAGCAGAUGUUCGAAGAAUACUUUAGCCAGUUCGGCAAAGUUCUGAAGGUAAAAAAAUUGACGUAUUUCUCGUCGUUUUAA
Messenger RNA from Gongylonema pulchrum, 219 nucleotides. NCBI's taxonomy places the organism in Eukaryota, Metazoa, Nematoda, Chromadorea, Rhabditida, Gongylonematidae. The record is from the annotation of a GenBank genome assembly.